AUUUCCUACUUGAAUUCUUACAGGGUGAUUUCACUUGGAACAGUAUGUCAGGGCGCAGCGUUCGUUUGAAAUCUGUUUCUAUUCAGAGCCUUUCAGAACUGGAGCGUGCCCGACUACAGGAAGUGGCCUUCUAUCAGUUGCAGCAGGACUGUGAUUUAGGAUGCCAAAUAACUAUUCCUAAAGAUGGACAAAAGAGGAAGAAAUCAUUGAGAAAGAAACUGGAUUCCCUUGGAAAAGAAAAAAACAAAGAUAAAGAAUUCAUACCCCAGGCUUUUGGAAUGCCUUUAUCACAAGUAAUAGCAAAUGAUCGGGUACACAAAUUGAAGCAAGAUAUUCAUAGAGAAGAGCAGAGAGAUGUUUCAGAAUUUGUAACAUCACUUUUACCUUUUGGGAGUAAAAGACAGAACAAAGAACUCUCAAGCAGUAAUUCAUCUCUUAGUUCCACCUCGGAAACACCAAAUGAAUCUACUUCACCCAAUACACCAGAACCAGCCCCCAGGGCACGGAGAAGAGGUGCAAUGUCAGUAGAUUCUAUUACCGAUCUUGAUGAUAGUCAGUCUCGAUUACUAGAAGCUCUACAGUUAUCCUUGCCUGCUGAAGCACAGAACAAGAAAGAAAAAUCCAGGGACAAAAAGCUAAGCCUCAAUCCUAUUUACAGGCAAGUUCCUCGGCUUAUAGAUAGCUGCUGUCAGCAUUUAGAAAAACAUGGUCUCCAGACAGUAGGCAUAUUCCGAGUUGGGAGUUCAAAAAAAAGGGUAAGACAGUUACGUGAAGAGUUUGAUCGUGGUGUGGAUGUAAUAUUGGAUGAAGAACAAAGCAUUCAUGAUGUAGCGGCUUUAUUAAAGGAAUUUCUUCGUGAUAUGCCUGACCCACUCCUGACCAGAGAGCUUUACACUCCUUUUAUCAGCACACUCUUAAUGGACCCUCAUGAACAACUGAACACUCUACAACUUCUAAUUUAUGUUCUACCUCCCUGCAACUGUGACACCUUACAUCGACUCCUUCAGUUUCUAGCUACUGUAGCCAGCCAUGCAGAAGACAGAAAAGAUGAAGAUAGCCAGGAAAUUCCUGGGAACAAAAUGACAUCACUCAACCUAGCUACCAUAUUUGGACCUAAUUUAUUGCACAAGCAGAAGACAACAGACAAAGAAUUUACUGUUCAAAGCACAGCACGUGCUGAGGAGAGUGCUGCCAUUAUUGCUGUUGUACAGAAGUUGAUAGAAAACUAUGAAAUGCUCUUUAUGGUCCCAGCCGACCUUCAAAAUGAAGUUCUAAUUAGUCUGCUUGAUACUGAUUCAGAUGUUGUAGACUAUUUGCUGAGAAGGAAAGCUUCCCAGUCAUUAAGCCCUGAAAUGCUUCAGUCUGAAGGGUCAUUCUCCAUAGAAGGUAGACAUUCAUCCAUAGACUCAAACAGAACCUCAAGUGGCGAUAUAUCACCAUAUGACAACAACUCUCCAGUGCUAUCUGAAAGAUCUGUUUUGGCAAUGCAAGAAGAUAUGUCCCUCACUUCUGAUAAGUUACAUAAAGUACCAGAACAGAGCACAUUAGGUAGCAAUUUUCAGCCAAAAUCAAAAGAGAAUUCCUUUGAUGUGUCAGAGGACAGUUUCCACAUCUGGGGCACCUGGCAUUCAACUCUGAAAAGUGGUUCCAAAGGGCUGGGAAUAAUAGAGUCAUAUAGAGACAUCUCUGAGAGCAGCUCCUUGCGGCCAGGGCAGUGCUCCCUUUCUCAAGGCAGCCUGUCAUUGUCUUCUCCUCAGUGGCGGGAAAGCAAUACAGAGCUAGAUAAUGAAAAACAAAUCAUCCAAAGGAGUCAGACAAGAGCUGCCCUUUCUGGUUGCCAUUUGCAUCCCCCUCUGUCUCAAAUCUAUAGCACCCCACAGAUUGAAGUAGGUAGGAAGAAUUCCAGCCUGUCCAAUUCAAAACAUCAUUCACCUAUAAGAUAUACAGAGAACUUGAUGGAGCAUGAUUCAGAUGCAACUUACCUGCAUGCUGCAUUUAAGCCAUCGCCUCUAAGGCAAGCUGAAGUAAUUCAAAAAAAUAGACCACCACCUCCUUAUUCUGAAACAGCAAAACAAAGCAACUUAUCAUCCCCCCAGCCAGCAGUAUCUUCUACAGCGUAUCCAUUGUGGAAGCUUCAGAAGACAGACUUAUCUGGGGCCCAGGGAAUGAGGAUCAUCACUCAGGUGCCUGAACAACCUACCCAGCAUGAGGAGCAACAGAACCAAAAUGAAAGAAAGUACUCCUUUCCAGAUAUUGAGCAGAACAGUAAAGAUUUGUCAGAGACAGACUGGCAUGGUUGGCAAAGCGAUCGAUGGCAAAUUUGGGAGAUUUUAUCACCUGACAAUCCAGAUGUGCUCCCUGAAACAUUAGUAUGAGUGGAGAAAUCAGCAGGUCUUUUCGAAGUAGGAAAAACUGGUAAUGGUGGACGGGAUUUAUACUGAAUUAUUUUUUAAAGUUUUAAUAAAAUUAAAUUUAUUAAAAGAAUUUUAAUAGCAGUGUAAAAUUUAGUGACACAUUUUUGGGGUUUUGUAGAAGGAAAUUUGAGAUGGCAAUUUCAGUCCAAACUACUCUGUGAAAUAUAAGCUGUGUAUACAAUAAAAAUGACCCAGGUUUUGUUAAGAUACAUUUAUGUAUCUGCAGCUCAAAUGAUUGUAUAUUAUGCCGAUGUUUUGUGCACAAUUGCAUUGUAUUUAUAUGCAGAAAAAUGCUUUUUUGAAAAUAUCUUUUAAUCAUGCACUGCUAAUAUUAAUAUACAACAUAUUGAUAUCAUUGGAAAUGCACAAACUGGCUUCUAUGCUUUUAAUUAAUCUGUUUGUGAAAGAUGUAUAUUUUCACUGACAAAUAAGGUGGAAUGAAAACAUUAAAAGCCAUAUAUUUUAUAGUAAGGAAGUUAAAGAGUAUCUAACAUACUAUUUGCUUGCAAAGAAAAUUUAAUGACCAUAUAUUUUUACUCUUUUAGAAAGCAAUUCCAGUCACCUCUUCAUAAACAUGUCCAUGCGUAUACCAUAUACAAAAAGAUCCCAAAGAUUCUUCUACCCAUUCCACGUUAGGCUUGUAAAAUUUUGACAUGAAUAAGAAAGUACAGAAGAGGGUGUUUAUAAAGUUUUGUUAAAACUGUUUAUGUGACAGACCCUUUUGAAUUUUCAAUAUUUCUUUAUAAAUAUGAACUAAAAUGUGAUCUGCUCUCCCCAUAAACUAGAUAAAAAGAACCCAAUUAAAUAAAUGAGCCAAAAUCCCCAACCCUUAUAUAUUUAUUAAGGAAAAUUAUCUAAAGCUACAUAUCCAAAGCUACAAAAACUAAAUGAACCUUUGCUUUUCAGUAACUGGUAUGCCCCUGUUGGAGAACAAUAACAACAACUAAACGUUUCCAAUAACUGUUGAUCCUGCACAUUAGCUUGGAAGAAUUCUAGCUCAUUCCUCCUUUAGUUCAAGAAUGGUCAGCUUCUUUGCAUAAAUAGUCCUUUCAGGUUUUUCCACAAGCCUUCCAUAGGAUUACAGUGAGGAAUUUGAUUUAAUCAUUCCAAACUAACUUUCUUCUUUAACCAUUCUUUGGUUGUGCAACUUGAGUAUUUGGGAUCAUUGUCUUGAUCUUUUUUUCUGAGUUUCAGUUCAUGGACAGUAUACUGAUAUUUUCCUGAAGAAUUUGCUGGUACAAUUCAGAAUUCCAUCCAUGAUGGUAAACUAUCUUGUUUCAGAGGUACAAAGGAGGCUCAAACCAUGAUACUGCCACUACCAUGAUUCACAGAUAAAUUUCUUAUGUUACAAUAUAUAUUUGCCAAACAUAAUGCUUUUCAAUCAAGCCCAAAAGUUUUAUGUUGGUCUCACUUUCCAUAAAAUAUUCUUUCAAUAGACUUCUGACUUAUAUAUGUGGUCUUUUGCAAAUUGUAGAUGAGGUGAGCAGCAAUGUCAGCUUUAUUUUUUAUAUAUCUCCUUUGUAUGAGCUAUGACAACUUUCUACAUACCCAGAAUCCUGUUCUUUAAAUAAGGCAGGACCUUCCAUACUCACAGUUGAUUAUCAUCCCAUGGAUUGAAACACCUGACUGAUAAUCCUAGAGGUUCAUAUACUGUACAUGUUUUAAAUCAUUCUCCAAUAAACAAAUGAACAAG
Messenger RNA from Crotalus tigris (Tiger rattlesnake), 4107 nucleotides. RefSeq names its product Rho GTPase activating protein 6 (gene ARHGAP6). The transcript has 12 exons. Gene Ontology annotation, biological process: signal transduction. The record is from RefSeq and is a predicted model, not a curated record. NCBI's taxonomy places the organism in Eukaryota, Metazoa, Chordata, Lepidosauria, Squamata, Viperidae. The coding region runs from base 45 to 2375 and encodes 776 amino acids.